AUGUCCGGGGAAUGGCAGCACGGAUUGUUUGGAUGCUUUGACAACUUCAGCCUGUGUUUAAUUUCCUAUUUUGUACCGUGUUAUCAAUUCGGAAAGAAUGCAGAGUCGGUAGGAGAAUCAUGCUUAUUAUGUGGUGUAGCUCUCCUAGUUCCUCUAGUAGAUUUGUGGGCCGUCAUCAGCAUCCGAGGAAAAAUAAGGGAAUCUAAGGGAAUUCAAGGAAGCUUAGUAGGAGACUUGUUGACUUGGUGCUUCUGUCCCUUGUGUGCCUUAGUCCAGGAAUCUCAGGAAGUUCAGGGAAUGAGCCCCCAGUCCAUGGCCCGGGAGUAG
Messenger RNA from Saccostrea echinata, 327 nucleotides. RefSeq lists its product as uncharacterized. The transcript has a single exon. The coding region runs from base 1 to 327 and encodes 108 amino acids. The record is from RefSeq and is a predicted model, not a curated record. NCBI's taxonomy places the organism in Eukaryota, Metazoa, Mollusca, Bivalvia, Ostreida, Ostreidae.